AUGACGGAAACUUACCAGUCUGCCAUUGUCUCAGACGACAACAGCGCUUCAAAGAAUAUUCACAACCUUUACAGUAGGGUCGAUCACUCUUUUGCCAUCAAAGGAAAUUCCCAAGGAAAACCCCUCGUCUCCUCAUGGCUUCCCACCAUCCAAGACACACUCUCCUCACUCCUACGAUGGACGGGCUCCUACCCGGACGAUUUGCGGGAGCACUAUCUCAAGUUCGCGCGUGAUGUUGUGGUCCCCCGUCUCAACCCGCCUCGCGCGGCCGACUGGCCGCACUAUAUCGGGACGCACAAUCAUGGGCCAUACGAGAUAAGCAUCGCCUUUGCACCUCAGAAAAAGGCCAAAGUUCGGUUUUCAAUACAGCCGCUGGCUGCUAGCGAUGCGGGCAAUGACCCCCUCGGGCAGAAGGAUCUACGCAAGAAAGUCGAGGAUCUGGCGUCUGCGUGCCAUGCAGACCACAAGCGGCUCAAUGCCUUCAUCGACUCAGUCUUCCUCACUGAUGAGGAGCAGGCCGGCCUACUCGAGAAGCAUGCCAAUCGCGGCGAUGCGGUUGCUGUGCUGCCGCAGCAAAACUGUUUUAUUGCUUUCGAUCUCGAGCCCGUUGAUAAUGGAAGCCCGUCUAUUAACAUGAAGCUGUAUCUGUUUCCACAGCUCAAAGCUCUUGCGACAGGCCGGGACCUAAUGGACGUCACAGAGUCCAUUCUGAUUCGACUUGCCGAUGGUGAUAAGGCACUACUAGCAUCCUGGGAAUCGGUUCGAACGUUUCUCACCUCUGAUGGCAAGGAGAACCUCUUGCAUUUCCUUGCCAUCGACUGCCUUGGGCCACAUAUGAAGCCUCGCUUCAAGGUCUACACCCACACACACGUCAACUCGCUCGCCUCAGCCCGUCAUGUAAUCACCAUGGGCGGUCGCAUCCCCUCACCUAAAUAUCUCAAUACUCUCUGGCCCCUCCUUAUGGAUAUGGAAGACGUUUCUCUGGCUGAUAGGGAAGGGCUGCAAAAGCCGCUCCGCGAACCGAAUAGCAAGUACUGUGGACUCAAUCCCACCUUUGAGCUGGUGCCAGGCAACGCAGUCCCGGUAGUCAAGAUGUACGUGCCCAUGUGGCAGUACGCGCGCGAUGAGCCUGGGAUCGUGCGGCGCUACCAGCGCUUGCUACAGACGCAGGGUCUGGGGCACUACGAUAUUGAAGAUGCUGUUCAAUGCGUAUUCGGUGAAGAAAGGGACACAAGCCUGCAUAACAUGGCAUCGAUUGUCUCUGCUAGAGAUGGAGAGAGUGUAGCGUUUACCGCCUACCUUGGGCCAAGGUUCUGGGAGUAACUACUUUAAUAUGUAAGCUUGAAAACGGUAUCCUAGGAGUUUUCUGUUUAUUCUUGAGUUGAUCAAACGGGAGUGUUUUGCUUCUAUUGUUGAAUGCGCUUCCAAAGUAAAGUGUAUAUAGUUUGCUCUAAGGUUAUUGGAUAUGAUGUCCGCCCUUGUCAACAUACAUUUACGCAUGAGGUCAAGGCUUAGUUCACAUCAAGUCUACAAAAACCUAACUUACAGUAUCUGCAACAGUCAC
Molecule: messenger RNA, 1564 nt
Organism: Colletotrichum godetiae
Lineage: Eukaryota; Fungi; Ascomycota; Sordariomycetes; Glomerellales; Glomerellaceae
Product: tryptophan dimethylallyltransferase-domain-containing protein
Exons: 2
Coding region: 1-1323 (440 amino acids)
Biological process (GO): alkaloid metabolic process
Molecular function (GO): transferase activity, transferring alkyl or aryl (other than methyl) groups
Source: RefSeq, a predicted model, not a curated record